AUGAUAAUGCUGAUAUGUUAUGAAAUUAAGGUCCUUGCGCCUGGUCGGGAAGGUGCACAGGUCCCUGCGGACGCAGUGUCGCACGCAGGCGCGGCAGGCAAGUCCCAAGGCUCUCGGGCAGUAUUACACGUCCUUUUCCACCGUAGGGCGCGAUAA
Auxenochlorella protothecoides is the source of this 156-nucleotide messenger RNA. RefSeq lists its product as hypothetical. NCBI's taxonomy places the organism in Eukaryota, Viridiplantae, Chlorophyta, Trebouxiophyceae, Chlorellales, Chlorellaceae. The coding region runs from base 1 to 156 and encodes 51 amino acids. The record is from RefSeq and is a predicted model, not a curated record. The transcript has a single exon.